This is a messenger RNA of Racocetra persica, 348 nucleotides long. NCBI's taxonomy places the organism in Eukaryota, Fungi, Glomeromycota, Glomeromycetes, Diversisporales, Gigasporaceae. The record is from the annotation of a GenBank genome assembly.
AUGGCAAUCGAAGAAAAAAGCGAAGUGGUGAUUACCGAUCACGAUGUAGCAAGUUAUGACGAAUAUGAAGAUAAAUCUAUUGAAAAAAGAAUUAUCAGGAAAUUGGAUAUUUAUUUAUUACGCAACGCCAUUGUAGCAGGCUUCACGGGAAAAUACUUACAAUCCUCAGAUCUUGAAUUUAAUCUUGCCGUAGCUGCACAUCUUUUUGGUAUUGUGUUCUUCGAAAUUCCUUCAAGUCUUGUAUCAAAAAUUUUGGGAUUUCAUGUUUGGGUUCCGAUCAUAAUGGUGUGUUGGGGUGUCGCAUCUAUGUGCCAAGCUGCAGUUACCACCUCACUUCAAUUAGGAAUU